Caenorhabditis angaria is the source of this 1366-nucleotide messenger RNA. The record is from the annotation of a GenBank genome assembly. NCBI's taxonomy places the organism in Eukaryota, Metazoa, Nematoda, Chromadorea, Rhabditida, Rhabditidae.
AUGACCGAUGUUACCAAUGAUGUAAACGGAGCAACCACUGUCGAUGCCGAGGGCUUGAUCACCGUAAGUUAUUAUUUAUUUUGAAUAAUUAAAAUGUUAUCUAUUAUUUAUUUAUCAUUCUAGGGUAACUAUGAACAAGUUGUCGAAACUUUCGAUGAAAUGGGAUUGAAAGAGGAACUCCUCCGAGGAAUCUAUGGUUUUGGUUUCGAAAAACCAUCAGCCAUCCAAAAGAGAGCUAUCGUUCCAUGCACAACAGGAGACGAUGUCAUCGCUCAAGCUCAAUCCGGAACUGGUAAAACUGCCACUUUCUCGGUCUCCAUUCUUCAAAGAAUCGAUCAUAGUGAUGCCCGUGUUCAAGCUCUCGUCAUGGCACCAACCAGAGAAUUGGCUCAACAAGUUAGUAAUCAGUUUUUUUCUAUUUAGCUCAUACUUUUUUUUCUAGAUUCAAAAAGUAAUGAGUGCUUUGGGAGAAUAUUUGAACGUCAAUAUCUUGCCAUGUAUUGGAGGUACCAGUGUUAGAGAUGAUCAAAGAAAAUUGGAAGCUGGAAUCCACGUCGUCGUCGGAACACCAGGACGUGUCAAUGACAUGAUCAACAGAAAUGCUCUUGACACAAGCAACAUCAAGAUGUUCGUUCUUGACGAAGCUGACGAAAUGCUUUCCCGCGGAUUCAAAGAUCAAAUCUACGAGGUUUUCCGUCAAAUGCCAAAUGACGUCCAAGUCGUUCUUUUGUCGGCUACCAUGCCAGCUGAAGUUUUGGAAGUUACCCAAAAAUUCAUGCGUAACCCAAUCAAGAUUUUGGUCAAGAAAGACGAACUUACACUUGAAGGUAUUCGUCAAUUCUACAUUGAUGUCCAAAAGGAUGUAAGUUCUUCUAUUUAUCAUUGAUUCAAAUAUUUUAUUAUCCUGUUUUAGGAAUGGAAAUUCGAAACACUUUGUGACCUUUACAACAUCGUCAAUGUCACUCAAGCAGUUAUCUUCUGUAACACCCGCAGGAAGGUAGACCAAUUGAAUGAACAAAUGACCAAGAGAGACUUCACCGUUUCAUGUCUUCACGGAGAAAUGGACCAGGCUGAACGUGACGCCAUUAUGCGUGAAUUCCGUUCCGGAUCUUCGCGUGUUUUGAUCACAACUGAUAUCCUUGCUCGUGGUAUUGAUGUCCAACAAGUUUCAUUGGUUAUCAACUACGAUCUCCCAACAAACCGUGAAAACUACAUCCAUCGUAUCGGUCGUUCUGGACGUUUCGGUCGUAAAGGAGUUGCCAUUAACUUCGUCACUGAUGCCGAUGCUCGCCAAUUGAAGGAAAUCGAGACAUACUAUAAUACUAGUAUCGAUGUUAUGCCGGCUCAAAUUGCCGAUCUCGUUUAA